Messenger RNA from Ostrea edulis (European flat oyster), 1921 nucleotides. Its product is annotated as liver carboxylesterase 1F-like. The transcript has 3 exons. NCBI's taxonomy places the organism in Eukaryota, Metazoa, Mollusca, Bivalvia, Ostreida, Ostreidae. The coding region runs from base 107 to 1810 and encodes 567 amino acids. The record is from RefSeq and is a predicted model, not a curated record.
UUUAAAUCAAUCUAUUCCUGAAAUGCAAACAAAAAGUAGAAUGUCAAUUCUGUUGUCUCUCCUUCUCUUGGACGUGCAUGGAGGACAGGCGUAAAACGACUAAGACAUGGAUCUCCGUACUAGUUUAAUUCUCAUCACACUGACAGCUUCCGGUUAUUGUGAUGACGGUGAGUCAGUUGUCAUAGAAACUCCAUCUGGUCCAGUCAGAGGUUACCAAGACCUUGUAAGUAAUGGUCUGUCUGUCUAUCGAUUCAUCAAAAUUCCGUUUGCAGCGCCCCCUUUAGGCGAUCUCCGAUUUCGUAAGCCCGAGCCAAUUGGUAAAUGGACGGAGAUCCAGGGGAUUGCCGACAGCCGAGGACCGGCAUGCAUGCAACAAGACAUUGGACUGGAUUUAGAAAACAGGCCAGAAUAUUCCGAAGAUUGUCUCCAACUGAAUGUGUAUGUCCCGGGCGAGGUGGCACGUGACCGGAGUUUAUCUGUUAUGGUGUGGAUUCAUGGGGGCGGGUUUGUUAUAGGCUCUGGGGGUGAGACAGAUGCCCGAAGACUAGCAGCACAUGGUGACGUCAUAGUGGUAGCAAUCAAUUACAGACUUGGGCUAUUUGGCUUUUUGAAUUUACAUGACCCUAUCGCUAAGGGUAACUAUGGACUCUGGGAUCAAGCGAUGGCUCUGCGCUGGGUACACGACAAUAUCGCAGCGUUUGGUGGAAAUCCCGAUUCAGUAACUAUUUUUGGUGAAUCUGCAGGCGGAAUGAGUGUCCAUUUUCAGACUUUGUUACCAGCCAACAGGGGAAUGUUUCAAAGAGCAAUCUCCAUGAGUGGUGUAGUAAAUAGGCAGGUCAUUACAAACGACAACGACAUAGAUAAAGUCAACCAGAGGGUUUCCGAAAAGACGGGAUGUGGCAUGCACAACAAAGCAGAGUUCCUUGCUUGUCUACAAAAACUUGAGGCUAAAGAUAUUUUAGAUGCUUUGAAUAUUUAUGAUUUCAUGAAAACAGAUAACUUUACAGUAGAAAUGCUGUUGGGACCUACCAAAGAUGAUGAAUUAAUCAAAAGCAUGUUGUACGAGACGAUGCAUGACGCGGAUUCUGCGGAGAGCAAGUUCUUCAGAUCUCUGGAUUUUAUGUCGGGAACUACCAGUGCGGAAGGAUCGUUGUUGUAUUUCACAUUACUGCCGCCAUUCCAAGAGGCUUUUAAUUUUUCUGUUGAGGAUAAGAUUCCCAAGCACGUUCUCUGUGACGUAAUAAUUCCCGGACUUAUUGAUGAGUUGUAUGGCAACAAACCGGAAAUGAGCAAAAAACUGUGCGAGUUUUACACCUCAGACAAAGGCGACGACGACCAAAGUAAUCGAGCUACCGACUUCUACGGAGAUACUGUGAUGGUUGCCACCGCAACCAGCGCUCUGAUUGCGCAUGCCAGAAAUAAUGCAGAUCGGAAAACCUACAAUUAUGUUUUGUCUGCUGCAAGCCCACUUCCUUUUGGACCUCCUCCCCCACCGUGGUUCAGGGGAGCGGGUCACGCAGACGACCUCUAUCAUCUGUUCGAUAUGCCCAGCCUACCGGUAUACAAUCACACGGAAGAACGCCACGACGAACUCAGUAUGAAAAUCAUCCGCUACCUGACAAACUUCGCCAAAACUGGAGAUCCAAACUCGGAAGCGGUACCAGUCACAUGGCCUACCUAUGACGUCAGAAAGCGUGAAUACCUUGAUUUUGAUUAUGAAAUAUCUGUUAAAAAAGACUUUAAUGUAGGCGCAACGAGAAUACUGCAACCGGAUCUCCGAGAACUCGACAACACAAAGGACGAGCUCUGAUCUCUAGAUCAACAUAGAACAAAAUUUUACAUUUAAUAUUUGUUUCAUCUAGAUUAAUGUACACGUACCCUAUGCAUGUAUACCAUUAUCUAUUAAAUUUUGUGGAAUGGA